Molecule: messenger RNA, 2346 nt
Organism: Amphibalanus amphitrite
Lineage: Eukaryota; Metazoa; Arthropoda; Thecostraca; Balanomorpha; Balanidae
Product: soluble calcium-activated nucleotidase 1-like
Exons: 9
Coding region: 271-1449 (392 amino acids)
Biological process (GO): proteoglycan biosynthetic process
Molecular function (GO): calcium ion binding; GDP phosphatase activity; UDP phosphatase activity
Source: RefSeq, a predicted model, not a curated record
GUUUCAAUCAGAGCACACACGUCAACAAAGUUUUGCUUUAUUUCAGUGCCUUGAUUUCAGUCAAUGAGUCAAGUUUUCAUUUUUCAUUUUCACCCUUGUGUGUGAGUUGGACGAAAGAGCCAAGCCGCUACGCGCCCUAACCCAAAACAACAACAACAACAACCUUGUGUGUGAGAACCCGGCGAGGCUGUAGCCGCAGCCUCCCGCUCCUCUGCCACUGUGGAUCUGGAUCUGGAACGGACGCCCAGUCGGCAGGCCUCCGAGACUGCUAUGCAGGACUGGAGGAACGCCAUCUUUAACCCACCGCCGUCAGCCUCGUUCACAUAUAAAAUGGGUAACUCGACGGUGCGACUGCAGAGCCGCCUGGUGGUGGCGCUGGGAAUUAUCGGCGGUAUCGUGGUGCUGUAUCUUAUGCUCCAGCGCAGCUCUGGUGGAAUGACUGUCGCUCAAACUGUCUGGGGCAAGUCGGCUCAGACUAGGUGUAACAGCAGCUACCCCCUCUCACGCCCGCUCCCGGGCCGGGGCGGCGUGGGCUCCCGUUACCGUAUCGCCGUCAUCACCGACCUAGACCAGGCCUCGCGCCGGGAGGCGAGCUGGAUCAGUCUCCUGCGACACGGGUGGUUGGAGUGGCAUCACCGUCACGACGGGCGACCCCCGGCAGCGGAGCUGACCUGGGAUGAAGAGGAUGUGACGGUGAAGUCGUCACUGGCAAAUGGUGGUCGCGCCAUGGAGCUCUCCGAGCUGGUCUCGUUCGGCGGACACCUACUUUCUGUUGACGACCGUACCGGGGUGGUGUACCAGCUCACCAAUGGAAAGGCCGUACCCUGGCUGAUUCUGGCAGACGGGGAUGGUCAAGUCGCCAAAGGAUUUAAAGGCGAGUGGAUGACGGUCAAGGACAACCAUCUCUACAUUGGUGGUCUGGGAAAGGAGUGGACUACAGAGACGGGCGAGGUACUCAACCACAACCCCCAGUUCGUCAAACGGGUCACCUGUGACGGACGGGUGGAGCACAUAGACUGGAGGCCGGCCUACCAGGCCCUGGUGGCAGCGGCCGGUCUCACGCCGCCCGGGUAUCUGAUACACGAGGCCGCCGUGUGGAGUCAUGCCAGGACAGAGUGGAUGUUCCUGCCGCGGCGGGCCAGUAAUGAAAAGUACGAUGACAUGGCGGACGAGCGGCGAGGAACCAACAUACUACUGAGGGCAGAUGAGACGUUCACAAACAUCAAGAAGAGCGAGGUGGGGCCUAUCAUCCCCACCCACGGCUUCUCCAGUUUCAAGUUCAUCCCGGGCACGGACGACACGUGGAUUAUCGCUCUGAAAUCCGAGGAAGACAGCGCCGCCAACCGGACAAACACCUACAUUACAGUUUUCUCCAUCGACGGACAGGUGGCGCUGCCGGAAACUCCGCUCAAAGGAGCAAUGAAGUUCGAGGGCAUUGAGUUUGUUUGACGCUAGGAAACUUGGGGUAUGGACAUUUGGGAGGGUAGGCUUUUGAAGAGAAUUGAGAACGGGCAUUGCAGCUCAAGAAAGGACAUUUUUGUGUGCGCCGGUACUGGCGAGCAUGUGUGAUGCUGCUAGGGGUUGUGUAAAAAGGUGUUCUGUCGUAUGAUUUUAGAGAACUGCUUCAACUACUAUUGUUGGAGUGUACGUUCCAAAUGUUACUCAGUGGAUCUGGAAACAAGUGCCAGACUUGUAUAUGGUCUUAUGUUUGUAUUUAUACAUCAUAGCCAGUAUGAUGAAUGUUUUUACCGGAUUUGUUUACGGUUUUGGUAAAAGUAAGUGCCUAAAAGUAAAAAAUCUCAAGGAUUAGGAAGCCCGCAGUGCUUAAGCGUCACAAAGUAUCUUAAAAUAAUUUAAAUUAAAUGACUGAAUUUCAGUUGGCAUGUAUGUAAUGUAUUUAUUGGUCGUGAGAGAUUGGAAUGAGAUGCGAACUGCGAAGGUCGCUUUAUGUAGGACUUGGUUCGUACGGAAGAUGCUCAGGUGUAUGUCACGUGCUGACUUUGUUGCGUAGUGCGAUCAAGACACGAUGGUAUGCGUGGAGCGGCGCGUUGGAUUUGUACGUAACGACGCAGUUCUCUAUACACCGUGUAACGACGGGUGUUUUUAUUUUGUCGCUAUUCCGUGAAUAAGAAUCACCAGCAAAAUGCUGGCGGAGACUCUCUCCCAAUGUGAUUGUUGAUCGAUGAAAUCACAAGUGUACGCUAUGGUGUACGUGAGACAUGUUUCUUAAAUGCUCUCUCUUUGUCACAAGCGGUCAACUGUGAUGGCUUUUCUCUAUCGUGGCGUCUUGCACAGACUUGUGUGCAAUGUCAAUCGACAUCAUUCGAAAUAUACAUGUUUGAAAUA